This is a messenger RNA of Plasmodium fragile, 1815 nucleotides long. RefSeq lists its product as uncharacterized. The coding region runs from base 1 to 1815 and encodes 604 amino acids. The record is from RefSeq and is a predicted model, not a curated record. NCBI's taxonomy places the organism in Eukaryota, Apicomplexa, Aconoidasida, Haemosporida, Plasmodiidae. The transcript has a single exon.
AUGCAGGUAGUGAUACAAAGAGUGGUGUUCAAGGUAAGAGACCUGAGUUUGGGAGAUAGGGAAAGUGAUUGCUCUAAACCCGGUGAAGACGUCAUCGCCAAUAGUAGGAAAGAUGAUCUCUCUACACCCAGUACACCUGAACCUAAACCUAAUCCAAACCCAGAUCCAGCAGGUUCCUCAGGAAGUUCCAGUGACAUAAAUCCCUAUGGAGUUUGUUUACCAGGCAUCACACAUAGUGGGUGUACUGAAUGGGGUAGUGAGUCCUCUAGCGCAAAUAACAAGGAGGUUGGCGAAGGUAAAGGCGAUGGACCCAAUGGUGGUGAUGGUGGCGACGGUCAUGCACAAGAGGGUACCAAUGGUGUUACUGAUGCUGCAAACGUAACAAAAGAGAGCGCAGAAAAAAUAAAAGAAGCCUUGAAACAAGCUACAGAUGUGAAUAGGGAAGCAGAUGCAGCUGUAAACGCAGCAAAAGAGAAUAAAGAGGAAGUAAUAAAACAAGAAAAAAUAGCAGUAGAAGCUCUGGAAAAAGCAAAAAAGGCAACCACAGUAGCGGGAGUAGCAAAAGAACAGGCGAAAAAAGCAGUCGAAUCAGCAGAAAAAUCAAAGGAGGAAACAGAAUUAGCGGAGGAAGCAGCAAAAGCUGCGAAGGAAGAAGGAAAGGAAGUAGAAAAAAAAGCACAAGAAGCAGUGGAAAACGCACAUGCAGCGCAAGCACAAUUAAAAAUAGCCGAAGAGGAAUUGGAGACAGCUAAGGGAGCCACAUCGAUGGAAACAUUUAUACAGGCUAAAACGAAAGCUUUUGCGGCGAUAGAAGAAGCAGUUAAGAAAGCCCAGGCAGCCGAAUCUGCAGCCAAUGAAGCAACAGACAAAGCAAAGAACGCGAAAAAAGCUGCGGAGGAGGCACAAAAAAUAGCAGAAGAAUCGGCCAUAAAGAAAAAACACAAAAUUAUAGAAAUUGUGGAAAAGUACUCCGAAGAAGGUCACAAUGAAGUCGAUAAUGACGAACAGGUUCUGAGCGAAAUUGAGGAACAGGGAAACGAAGAAAAAGACCAAGGGGAGGAAGAAGAGGAACAGGAAGAUGAAGAAGUGAACGAUACAUCAUCUGAAAAGGAAGAAGAAUAUGACGACAUCGACAUUGAGGACGAGGAGGAAGAAGAAGAAGAAAUUGAAGAACAGGAACAAGACGAAGAAGAGGAAGCAGGGGAAGACAAAGGAGAAGAGACGGAAAAAGCAGAGUCAGACGACGGAGAAGCUGGCGAAGGAGAGACGAACAUAGAAGAGACGAACACAGAAGAGACGAACACAGAAGAGACGAACACAGGAGGCACGAACACAGGAGGCACGAACACAGAAGAGACGAACACAGGAGGCACGAACACAGAAGAGGAGAAAGAAGAAGAGGAGAACGCAGAAGAGGAGAACGCAGAAGAGGCGAACACAGGAGGCACGAACACAGAAGAGACGAACACAGGAGACACGAACACAGAAGAGACGAACACAGGAGACACGAACAAAGGAGAGGUAGAAGAGCAAAAACAAGAAGGAAAGAAAAAGGCAGAUAACCCGCCCCCUAGUGACACUGCGCCUCAAGCCAAAAAUCAAAGUAAGCAAUCCCCGGAACAGGCUGGCAAACCACUAAGUGAUAGCAAAGCCCAAGCGCUCCUCGCAGACAACAGUAAAAAUAUUAUGGACUUAAAAAAAAAAACUCACGGAUUGACCAAAAAUAUAAUUAACACAAUUGACGGGGACACAGAUGUCUUAGACACCCUCAAGGAUUUAGCGAAAGAUUUAAGUGAGUUCAUUUUUAUUGGGUAG